AUGCUGUGCGAUGCCGUCCCGUUUUCCAAACCGCCCGGUCGCAUCCCGGUGCUCUGCGGCCGCGGCACCGGCGGCACCGGCACCGCGGUGGUGCCGCUGCGCCCCGUGGUGCUGCCGAGAACGGCGCAGCGGGAUAAGUCAUUGGCCAUGGUAUUCCUAUUGUUGGCAUGUCUGUCGCUGAUCUUUGAACGACGGGAUGGAGGAUUGAAGGCUUUGAGCCUUGGUGCCAAGCCGCUGAAUCUCAGCCGCCACGUCUCUGGGCUCUGCUGGUCCGCCGUGGCCAUCGUGGGGCGCCCCGCCGCCUCCGCGCUGCGCAAGGAGAUCGCCACGCCGCGCGCGGGGAAAGCGGUGUCCCAUGCGGAACAGGUGGGGAUGACAUCAUUGAUUCAAGGCGUCGUUGCGAUGGCCUUUCUGGUGUUGACCGGAAACUUUUCCUUCAGCGCACUACCCAUGGUUUUCUGGAUCUGCCUAGCCAGCUCCAGCUUCUUGAAUGCCAUCAUUAAAACCGCUGAGACGCAUGCCUACAAGGUGGGUGAGAUGUCGCUGUGCGCCCCAUUCUUGGCCUUUGAUCCAGUGAUUCAGCUGCUGGUUGGAAGCCUCGUUUUGCCCGUCCUUCACUUCUUCGCGAACGGUGGCAGCCUGGCUUUGUCGCUGUCGCUGGGAAAGGCUUCGGCGGUGGCGUGCAUCGCAGCCGGGAUGUUGGCGUUGUCCAUGACGGAAAAGGCCGCUUCGACGCGCGCCUUGCGCGCCUUGCCCAAAGGUGCAGGUUUUAUCAUCUUGAAUUGCGUCUUGUAUUCUGCUACGUACCGCUUGGAUGCAGCGGCUGUGGGAGUUUCGAGUAGUUUGUGCCUCUUCGCCUAUUGCCGCCUGGUCAUGGCAGCCAUGUGUUUCUCCACACGGAUCACCGGGGCCUCGCGGAGCGACGCAUUGAGGGAGGAGACGACGGGUCUUUGGGAGCCACGGACCUUGCUACUUCUGCUCUUCGUUUGCGUGGUUGAUGCGGCGUACAUGCUCUCCAUGUACCAAGCGGUAUCCUUAAUCAGCCCCGUCUUGGUCUCCGCCGUAAAACGCGGUGGGGGCAUCGUGGUCAGCGCGUGCUUCGGCGCCAUCUUCUUCGGCGAGAAGUUGGAAGGUCGAAAGCAGCUGCUCUGCGUCGUGGCCAUUGGGGUGGCGAGCUCAGAUCCUUGGCCCUGGUCCAUGCCUGAGACCGAUAGCCAUUCUGAGGGCUUUCAGUCAGACGAGGGACCGGAGGGACAAGGCGAAACGGUGAGGGCAGAGGCCCUGUGGACUCGCCUCUGUGCCUUGCAACAUGGACUCGCAGAGGUGGAGAGGAAAAUCAGCAAGCACAGCAGCUUGCAAGAGGCUCGACAGCAGCGCUGCACGCGAAAUCGACAUCGUUGGGUGCUUCAACAACGGCGCCAGGUUCCCACGCGCUUCCGGAGCUUGUUACCUCCUGGUAUCGCAGUUGGCCCCAGUUCACCUGAGGUGACGCCUGCGCCGAUUGCGCCGAUUGCAGGUGUCCCCCAUCGCCCCAAAGCGCACCGCGGACGUGCCAAAGUCGCCCGUUCCGCUCGCCCUCGACGCGUGGCGCGGCUGCUGCAGCAGGAAGCGACGCAGCCCGCGUUCUGCUUGGAGGAAACGGUGCCACGGGAGGAUUGCUCGAGAUAUCGGUUUCCUUUGAGCCGUCCCUCAACCUCUCCACGUCUCCGCGUCAACGACUACGGAAAUGAUGUCGACGCGGCCGUACACGGCGUUGUGGGCGACAACGACGACGUCGAUGAGGGCGAUGAUCAGGGUAUCCAGAAGGAAGAGGACAUGUUGCGGGAGCUGCAGAUCCUUUCCAACUCCUUCCAACCUGACAUGGACUCCUCAACUUCCGAAGAGCCUCCAAAGUCAAGCGAAAGAUCACCACUGCAACUUGGAGAUCAUUACCUGCAACAUCCUAGCGAUCCGGCCUAUUCCAGAAGUUUGAGCCAUCUACCUGAACGAAGAAGGAGCGUUACCACUGACAUCCAACAUGACGAAAUUCCGCUGAAAGUCAGUGACUCAGGCCUUCCAGAUCUUCCCGAAACUGUCCUUCAGGAUCCGCAGGCGCAACGACCGUCAACGGCAUCCAAGGAAUCCAAGGAAUCCGCGGCAACCGGUUCUGGAAGCUCCACAGGUUCGCAAGUCGAGUCAUCAGCGGCGCGUUCUCGGCCGCCACGCCAUGCGGUGUUCCAAGAUCCAGUGGCGUCGGAUGUCUCAGUGCCGAGCCGCUCCCAUCGCCGUGCUGUAUACGGUGAUCUGAGUUCGCUCGGAGUGUCCCAGGAAGCGCUUGCAUCCGCGUCCGUGGCUCAAGAGUCUUCAGAGAGUGAUGCGGAUGUGCAGCAAAUUCUCAAGGAUUUCAAGGACAACGGAAGUAGCCACGUGGCCUUCGAUGAUGAAUCUGAGUCCGAAGAUGAAGAAUCGGAAUCUGAAGAUUCUGAAGAUGAUGAUGUCAUUCUCGACAAGGAAUAG
Molecule: messenger RNA, 2496 nt
Organism: Cladocopium goreaui
Lineage: Eukaryota; Dinophyceae; Suessiales; Symbiodiniaceae
Source: the annotation of a GenBank genome assembly